This is a messenger RNA of Durusdinium trenchii, 1128 nucleotides long. The record is from the annotation of a GenBank genome assembly. Lineage: Eukaryota; Dinophyceae; Suessiales; Symbiodiniaceae.
AUGCCGAGAAAGGAUGAAUCAGAGCUGGGCAACCUUGGGGAUUUGCCUAUGCCACCAAAGCUUGAUGAGUCAGGGCGCUGCGAAUGUAAGAAAGCGGAUGACUAUUUGGCGGAGUUGCUGCUGUACUACCCAGACAUCGGUGACAUGACCUUCUUUGCUUCCAAAGUGCUGGCUGCCCUCUUGCUGAAGCAUCGUUGUGAGUCACCAGAUUCCAAGAUCUAUGAGAACUUAUCAACUCAAGCUGGCUCUGAAAUUGGUGUUUGCUCAAUCUGUACUGGAACAGGGGCGUUUGAGACCUGUGCCUCAGCUACGUUCGAGGCUAUCAUGUAUGUAUUCGGACUUGACAAUACUGGAGAAUGUACGGUCAAACCAUCUUUUGGAGCAGAGUGCGUGCCUUUCAAGGCGUCGUAUGGUCGGCAGGACAUGCCAGAUGACUAUUGCAUGUUCAAAGAUGCUCGUCUCCUCAGAAGUGACGCGCGCAGAGUCUGCACAGUUCAUGGCGGUCCUUGCAGAUUGCCUUCCGUCAUCGAUGGGUUUGGAGCAGGGUUCAGCUGCACAUCUUACAGCAGUUUAAAUAAGGACGCUGCCAAAAAUGCUUCAGCUAUGGAGAAGGCAUCAAGGAAUGAAGCUGAGGGCAGAGUGGCCAGUGUGACAACUUUCAUGGCUUGUUGCGAUGUGUUGGAGAUUUCAAAUCCAACAUGGGCCAUCUUCGAGAAUGUGCAAGCAAUAGACCGCGAGAGUGCAAAUGAUGAGCAGACCAACUUGGACCUUUGUCUCCAAGAGAUAGAUGCCAAAGGCUACGCCUGUCAGACCUAUCUUCUGGACGACGCAUGGUAUGGGCUGCCGCAGUCCCGUCGCAGAGUAUACUUGGUAUGUUUAAACCGGAAUGCAGCAGGUGUUGCUACCUCUGCAAGUACUUUCUUCCAGAGCGUCAAGUCUCUUCUUCAGAAGAUGUACAUAAAGCCCCCUCACCCGGACCGCUUCCUUCUGGCAGAUGAUGAUCCUGCUGUUACAUCAUACCUGCAGACCCUGCAAGAGGAGCGGGAGAAGCAGCGAGCCAAAGAAGCAGAGCGCCCAUCGGAGAAAAACCCAUCUUGGAUCAGCUUGCACAUGUCACUGGCAGAGUAA